This is a messenger RNA of Heterostelium album PN500, 795 nucleotides long. RefSeq names its product lipoyl(octanoyl) transferase. The record is from RefSeq and is a predicted model, not a curated record. Gene Ontology annotation, biological process: protein lipoylation. NCBI's taxonomy places the organism in Eukaryota, Evosea, Eumycetozoa, Acytosteliales, Acytosteliaceae. Bases 1 to 795 code for a protein of 264 amino acids. Gene Ontology annotation, molecular function: lipoyl(octanoyl) transferase activity. Gene Ontology annotation, cellular component: mitochondrion. The transcript has a single exon.
AUGAAUAUUCAAAGUAGUCAAAAGUUAACUAAAUUAAUAGGUUACCAAUAUCUUGGUACAAUACCAUAUAGAAGAUCAUUAGAGUAUCAAAAUAUUUUAGUAAAGAAAAGACAGAUCUUUGAUGCUCUAUCAGAGGAUGAAAAGAAAAAUACAAAAGAAAUACCGGAUAUCUUGUUGCUAUUGCAACACCCACCAACCUAUACAAAUGGAGUUAGAAACAAUUAUAAUGUCGCAACCGAAGAGAUGGAUCGUUUGAAAUCGUUAGGUGCUGACUAUGUUGCAAUUAGAAGGGGUGGUGAAAUAACCUAUCAUGGCCCAGGCCAAUUGGUUGGAUACCCCAUUAUCAAUCUUAGAAAUCACGGACUUGGAUUGCGAGACUAUGUACAUAGGCUGCAAGAUUCGAUUUUGGAUACCUGUUCGAAAUUCGAUGUGCCUUGUUCCACCUCUUCGGAGAACAUUGGUGUUUGGAGAGGAAACAAAAAGAUCGCUGCACUCGGUGUACAUCAUCAACGGUAUGUAACUAGUCAUGGUUUUGCACUGAAUUGCACUACCGAUCUGAAAUGGUUCGAUCAUAUAAUACCUUGUGGUUUGAAAAACAAAGGUGUUACUUCAUUCAUGCAUGAGAAAGGUACUGUUGGUCAAACUAAUCCAGAGCCAAGUGUCGAAACGGUUGUCGAAGCCUAUAGAGAUAGUUUUUCAAAGAUAUUCAAUGUACAACUUAAACCACUACAUGAAAUCGCACCAUACCUAUGUUUAGAAUCACAAGAGAUGCAAAAUGAAUUAAUUGAAACAUAG